AUGCAAUCUGCCCAUGAAACAUUCCAGCUGGGCCAUUUCACCGUACCGCGCCUUUGGGUUGGACUCUGGCAACUCUCGAGUAAUGCCUGGGGAACGGCGUCCGUCCCAAAAAUCCGACAAGCAAUGUCUCGCCACGUCGAUGCUGGCUACACGGCUUUUGCCGACCACUAUGGGAGUGCAGAGCUCAUCUUUGGUCAAUUUCGGUCAUCGCUCGAGAAGCCCGAGCUCGUCGUAGGUGCCACUAAAUGGUGUGUCUUCAAACCCUUGACGGGGCCGAUUACCCGGGCCGCCGUCGAAGCCGCCAUCCGUGAACGGAUUGAGCGCAUGCAUGCCACUCGUGUCGAUCUUCUUCAGUUCCACUGGCAGGAUUAUUCAAACCACGACUACAUCACGGCGCUUGAAAUCAUGGCUCAGCUCCGGGAUGAAGGCCUCAUUGCUAAUGUCGGGCUUUGUAACUUUGACGCGCUGAGAACGGAGGAGAUCUGUGUCCGUUUUCCCGGCUUGGUUGUCUCCAAUCAGGUCCCGUUCUCGCUAAUUGAUGUUCGUGUUCUGUCAGCACUCGACAGCGUCUGCACAAAACAUGGGGUUAAACUCCUGACUUAUGGAACCUUGUGUGGCGGCUUUCUGGCUGAGAAGUGGAUUGGACUUCCUGAGCCUGAUCCUUACGCCGGCUCUCUCAACCCGUCUCAGCGCAAGUACCUUGAUAUAAUAACCAAAGCAUGGGGCAGCUGGUCACUUUUUCAAGAACUCCUCUUCGUUCUCCGAACGAUAUCUUUGAGACACGAAGGAACCAGUGUUACGAACAUUGCAACUCGUUGGGUACUUGACCAUGCAGUCGUUGGAGCAGUGAUUGUUGGCGUGCGACUUGGGUGCACUGAAUACCCAGAAGAUAACCUAAAAGUCUAUGGCUGGACCCUCAGUGAUGAGGACAGGGCAGAUAUUGACCGUGUGCUGUCUCAGAGUGCAGGGAGGCAAUUGUUCCAGACGAUUGGGGACUGUGGUGCAGAAUAUCGUUGA
This is a messenger RNA of Mycena indigotica, 1017 nucleotides long. RefSeq names its product Aldo-ket-red domain-containing protein. The transcript is spliced from 8 exons. The record is from RefSeq and is a predicted model, not a curated record. Bases 1 to 1017 code for a protein of 338 amino acids. Lineage: Eukaryota; Fungi; Basidiomycota; Agaricomycetes; Agaricales; Mycenaceae.